Molecule: messenger RNA, 1571 nt
Organism: Frankliniella occidentalis (western flower thrips)
Lineage: Eukaryota; Metazoa; Arthropoda; Insecta; Thysanoptera; Thripidae
Source: RefSeq, a predicted model, not a curated record
UGCCCCGCGACAAAAACCGGCAGAGCCUUCAACCUGGUCUUCAGUGAGCCGCUCAGCACACAGCAGGGACAGCAGCAGAAGCAGCCUGGUCGAGCCGACCCGCGGAGCAGCCUCUCCCAACGACCACCUGGCGGCAAGCACCUCGCCGACGACACCCCGCCGCCGACACCCCGCUUCCAACAUCCCGCCGACAACGUCCCCCCUGACAGAGCGACCCACGCCGCUCAUCUGCCAGACGCGUCCCGGACACUAGCUACUCAGAGCAGUUCUACGCCAACAGAUAUGGCAAGCGGCAAGAGUUCGCCGGGCCGCACGGCCAGCAGGUCGGCUUCCAGAGCGGCUCCAGAUACGGGAGGACGGACCCGGACGCUGCGCCGCUUGGCCCCGACGACCGGCUGCAGCGUCGCUUCUACGCCAACGGGCGGUACGGCAAGCGGAGCGGGAGCGGGGCAGCCGCGCAGGGGGCGGCGGGGGCGACCGGGGCCGCGGGGGCCGCCCUCGCCGAGUACCAACUGCUAGACGACUUCUCCGGACUUCCCUUUGUCGUGGAUGAGGACUCCCAGGUGGUCUGCCGCUACACCGGUGUCACGAAUCUCUUCAGAUGCGCUCGGAGGAAAGAGGGCGAAGACAUUCCGGCGAUUCUUCAGGAUCCGCAGUCCAGUGUGGUGACUGGGAACCCUUUGAACUAAUGCCAAAUCCAAGUUCAACUGGUUUGGAAAGGCGAUUUUUCUUGAGUUCUCUGCAUUUUCAUGAAAUAAUACGAAAAAACACACCAAAAACGCUGACCUGGCGAUCUUUGACUUUUGUUUUACUUAGUGCAGGCUUAGUUUUAGAUUCUAUUUAAAGUUAUUACAUCGACAAGCCAAUCAUUUGCGAGCUUGGGUUUGUCAAGUCGAAGGGGAAGGGGAACGGCGUGACUUGCCGCUGUUAUCUUCCUCCCCUUCCCACCGCAUUCCUCGUGGCACGUGAGGGAUUUCAGAUCCCCUGUAGCGUGUUGACACACCCAGCCCAUGCUCGUGCCACCUUGCUGGGCGAAGUGAACUCCAAUAAUGUGUUGUUGACACCUGUUACGAGAAAGGGUGUCCCGUAUUAUAUAUGUAACUUUUUUAAAAAUUAUAAAUCUUCGGCUCUGCUGUAUUGCUCUAAUGCCGAAUAGCCCCAAUUUUAGUAUAUCAUUAAAAAUGUUAUCCUUUGGUCUACCAUUGUCCUGUUUUCAAAUAAGGCCUGUUGUUUAUGUGAUAAGAAAGCGCAUUUGCGGCGAAAUGUGGAGCGGGAUAUUUUUUCCGUAUAGCACCUAUAUUCAUGACACAUUUGCCAAUACUUAAUUCAGCAGAUUUUUGUUUCCGUAAUCACUCUGUGGGGAGAUUCACGGGACCAUGUGGCUGGACCUCAAAAUUUCCCGCCACGGACCCAACCUGAUUUCUAGCGAGUAUGUCCCUUGAAUAAGGUCGGAGCGUAUUGGGCUGCCUGUACGACUCGAACGUUGUUUGAAAGACCCGGGAGGUAGUGUAAAGUGUCAAGUAAGGAAAGGUGCACUCUGUAAAAUAAAGUUGCCAUCAUCAAAUAACAGA